Messenger RNA from Vespa crabro (European hornet), 1319 nucleotides. RefSeq lists its product as uncharacterized. The transcript is spliced from 3 exons. The record is from RefSeq and is a predicted model, not a curated record. The coding region runs from base 136 to 1317 and encodes 393 amino acids. NCBI's taxonomy places the organism in Eukaryota, Metazoa, Arthropoda, Insecta, Hymenoptera, Vespidae.
AUUUUUAUCCCCUCGAUUUGGUAAUGCCAGUAACAAGAUGGUCGCGUCAUGAUUUUUCCAUAGCUCGUGCCUCGAGUUGCAUUUAGGUUAUGUCAUUGAUAACUUUCUUUUAUAUUGCAUAGUUUAUUGUUAAUCAUGUCCGACAAAGUGCAAGAAGAGAAAAAAGUAAAGAAGACGGAAGUAUUAAAAUGGUCAAAAGAUGAUAUUUUGCGUUUUUUGGCAGUGUACAAAAAGUAUGAGGAAUUGUGGGAUACUUCGAAUGAAAAUUUUAUGCGCAAAAAUGUACGCGAACACAAUUUCACAAGGUUAUAUCGGGAACUUAUUGGGAUGGGUUUUAAUAUUCGUACGGAAGAACAAAUGAAGAGAAAAAUUAAGAAUUUGAAGGAUGCAUUUAGAAAUGAAGUGAACAAAGUGAAGAAGUCUAAAAAAAGUGGAGCAAUAGCCGACAAUGUAUAUACACCAAAAUUAGCUUGGUUUCAGGAAGCUGACUCUUUUUUGAGUAAUGUCAUGUCUUGUCGAGAAUCAAUCGCCAAUGUGGGUCAAUCAGUGACAACAGAGAAUUUAAUAGAAGAUGAUGACAAUGAUUUUAUCGAGAAGGAUGAUGACAAAAACAAUCCCAACGAAGAAAAUGAUCAAACUUCUGAAUUACAGAAUGAUACUUUGCAUGCUGCUUCUGUAAUAUCACAAGAGAAAGUAAUUAUCAAGAGGAAGCAUUCGCCUAUGAUGGCUACGGAAACUUUGAAAAAUAAUUUGACGAAUAAAGUUAAAAAAAAUUCUUCGAGUUUUCAAAAUGCCGUUUCACAACUUCAUGAAAUUACUCAAAUGACAACGGAAAUCAAUGACGAAUAUGAAUGCUUUGCGAAAUACAUUACGUCUCAACUUAAACAGCUACCAUUGAGAAGUUUUAUUGUAUUACAAGAAAAAAUACAAAGUCUUAUUACUCAGGAAAGAUUGGCCAAUAUAGGACAAUUGGCUCCGUAUCCAUCCUCAUCUUUAUCUUCAUAUAUUUAUUCUAUUAAUUCGAAUGUCGAUCGGCCAAAUAAAAACAUUGAUAAAGAUAAUUAUGAAGAUGAUUUAGAAAAAUUUAUGAAAAUAAAUAGAUUAAUGCCGGAUAAAGAGUUCUGUGUUAUUGGUAAUCGAUCAACUAUACGAUCUGGAACAGUACAAUGUGAAAAAGAUGAAGAAGAUCCUUUUGACUUGGAUAAGUUUUUAGAAGAAACAAAACAUAUUGAUAAUUCAACAAAUCUAACGAAACAAUUUAAGGAUGAACGAGAUCAUCAACGUCGUGGCAAUCGUAACAAACGAAAAAAAUAUUAAUC